AACCAGAUUCAAGUCUCCCGGUCGCAGGCGGGAAAUCCUUUAUUAGAGCACUUGACAUUUUACCAGACAAACAGCAAGAUCAAGGACGUCGACUACGUGAUCAACUCCAAGUGCGUUGCGCUGUUUCUCUCUCUUCGGUAUCACAAGUUGCACCCUGAGUAUAUCUACAACAAACUCAAGAAGGUAUCGUACAACCACGAGGACACUUUGCGGGUGUUGCUCGUGUACGUCGACAUCGACGACUUUCAGGACACGGUGCGGGAACUAAACAAGCUCUGCCUCUUCAACAAAUUGACGCUCAUUCUCGCCUGGACAAACGAGCAGUGCGCCAACUACCUUCAGAACCUCAAAUACGUGGAGAAGGAGGCGAGCAAGCGUAUCAUCCAGGGGAGCCGGACUAAGGAUGAGGACGUGCUUGCAAAUGACGGCAAGUAUCUCGAGCGGGUCGUCAACACUGUCUCCAGCGUGAAAAGCGUCAGCCAGAGUGAUGCCAAAUCUCUCCUCGUCGCCUUCGGCAGCAUGCGGGGAAUUGUUGAGGCCGACACCGACCAGCUAUCGGGCAUCCAAGGUUUAGGCCAACUUAAGGUGGACCGGCUCCUGCGGGCUUUCAACGGUUCCUUC
This is a messenger RNA of Pichia membranifaciens NRRL Y-2026, 621 nucleotides long. RefSeq lists its product as hypothetical. Gene Ontology annotation, cellular component: ERCC4-ERCC1 complex; nucleotide-excision repair factor 1 complex; nucleus. NCBI's taxonomy places the organism in Eukaryota, Fungi, Ascomycota, Pichiomycetes, Pichiales, Pichiaceae. The annotation marks the transcript as partial. Gene Ontology annotation, biological process: UV-damage excision repair; meiotic mismatch repair; nucleotide-excision repair. Gene Ontology annotation, molecular function: single-stranded DNA binding; damaged DNA binding. The transcript has a single exon. The record is from RefSeq and is a predicted model, not a curated record.